Rangifer tarandus platyrhynchus (Svalbard reindeer) is the source of this 1269-nucleotide messenger RNA. NCBI's taxonomy places the organism in Eukaryota, Metazoa, Chordata, Mammalia, Artiodactyla, Cervidae. The record is from the annotation of a GenBank genome assembly.
AUGACCCUGGCGGCUUCCUCCCAGCGCUCCCAAAUCAUUCGGUCCAAGUUCCGAUCUGUCCUUCAGCUUCGGAUCCACAGACGGUAUCAGGACCUGAUCUUGGAUCCUGAUCCAUGGAUCUCAGCUGCAGAUCCGGCUCUGGCUCUGGCCCCAGCCUCCCCACUGGGCCCAGCCCCUUUCCUCUUCAACCCUGGAGCCCUUCCUCCUGAGCCGAAACCCUGCUCUUGGAGGUCCCUGAAGAAGGAGUCUCCCAAGACCUUCCAACACUGGAGGGAGCCCAAGCCCAAGGGGAACUUGACAUACCACCAGUACAUACCCCCAGAGCCAAGACAAGGGUGCAGGGCAGACCCCCAGGUUGAAGGGUCGCCCUUGGAUCCCCCUGGACCACCUCUGUGGGAAGGGACAAACUUACAGCAGCCACCUCCUAGGAUGAAGCCCACACCCCUCACUCCCUCCCCACCAGGAGUUCCCAACCCCUCGCCCCUGCCACACAAGUUGGAACUUCAGACCCUUAAACUGGAGGAGCUGACGGUCUCAGAGCUCCGGCAGCAGCUGCGGCUGCGGGGCCUCCCGGUGUCGGGGACCAAGUCAAUGCUUCUGGAGCGCAUGCGCGGCGGCGCCCCGCUCCGCGAACGGCCGAAGGCUCGGCGCGAGGACAGUCCGGCGGGCGCCCCCUGGCCUCGCUUCAGGCCCAAGGCUUUGGGAACCGCCCGGAGUGCGUGCUCGUUCAAGCUGAGUCCAACGUCUCAUUCGCCGCCUCCUCCACGUGCCGCGGAAACCCUGGUCACUGCUUCGGCUUCGGCUCCGGUUCCGGUUGCGACGACGGCUCAGGCUCCAACUCCAGCUCCAGCGCCGGUCCCUUCCUCAGCACCGGCCUCAGCAGCCCUGACCCUGGAGGAGGAGCUGCAGGAGGCGAUCCGCAGAGCGCAGCUGCUUCCGAACCGGGGCAUUGAUGACAUCCUGGAGGAUCAGGUGGAGCCUGAGGACCCGCUGCCCGCCAUCUCCUUGGACUUCCCCGGCUCCUUCGACAUGCUGUCCCCCUCCCCGGACUCUGAAGGCCUCUCUUCUGUCUUCUCUUCCUCACUUCCGUCCCCCACGAAUUCCCCUUCCCCCUCUCCCAGGGGCCCAACGGACUCCUUGGAUUGGCUGGAGGCUCUGAGUGGGGGUCCCCCUCUGGGCUGUGGCCCCCCAGCCCCCAGCAUUUUCUCUGCUGACUUAUCUGAUUCCAGUGGCACCAGGCUGUGGGACCUGCUGGAGGAUCCAUGGUGA